Mercenaria mercenaria is the source of this 513-nucleotide messenger RNA. RefSeq names its product complement C1q subcomponent subunit B-like. The transcript has 2 exons. NCBI's taxonomy places the organism in Eukaryota, Metazoa, Mollusca, Bivalvia, Venerida, Veneridae. The record is from RefSeq and is a predicted model, not a curated record. The coding region runs from base 1 to 513 and encodes 170 amino acids. Gene Ontology annotation, molecular function: protein binding.
AUGUAUGAAGCCAAAACCAACAGCUGUAACCCAGCAAGUGUUCCAGCCAAACUGGAGAUAGACGAACGUGUUAAUCUUCAGUCUACUUACAUGUUAGUCGAGGGAUCGGCAACACCACUAAUUGCAUUUAAUGCUUAUACAACUGACAACGGGUUCCAUCCAAAGGACAAAGCUGUUAUAUUUCAACACGUUCUACUAAAUGCAGGAGGAGGAUAUAACCCGAUGACGGGAUAUUUUAAUGCACCAGUCGCCGGUCUUUAUCACUUCACAGCGCAUGCGUGUAACCGAGGAGAAUUCUUUAUGGUAUUUUCCAUUAUGCACGAGGGAAACAAGAUUGCUACUAGCACGGAAUAUGAAGAAAAAUAUAGCAGUUGUAGUUCUCUCAGUGCACCGGCUGUCAUGGCGGUUGGAGAGCGUGUGUACAUAAAGUCUUCCUACGAAACUAGUAACCUACUUUCCGAUGAAUAUCGUUGGCCAUCGUUUAUAGGUGUUUUAGUACGUGGUAAUCAAUGA